AUGGGUCGGGAUAAAAUCGAAGAAAAAUUCGACCCAGUUUGGGAACUUUUGCUCAAUCGCUACCAGGUGGCGGCAUCCUCGGAAAGCCAGGGCACGCAAUUGAAAGCUUCGAUCGAGUUGACCCGUUACUCUGAUCAUGCGCCGGAGCAUAUCCUGGCUCGGGCGAUACCAACUUUGGCCGGACUUCUUCUCAGUAACAAUGGCUCGACCGAUUCAGUGAAGGAAGCCGCCGUGUAUUGCUUAAAGCGCAUCGCUUUUCGAGGUGAAGGUUUCUUGGCUAGAGAGAUUGGUAAUUCUGGCGCUAUCCCUUUUCUGUUGAGGUUGUUGCCUCUUUCCAAUGAUGGGUUUCAAAGGGUUGUGAUUAAGUGUGUGUGGUGCCUCGUGAAUUCCGCGGACGAAAAUCGUGUUACUGUGGCUAGAAAUGGUGGGUUGGAGAUCAUUUUGGGUAUGCUGAAUUCUUGUGUAGAAGAUAGUGGAAACAAGAAGUGGGUCUAUCUGCUGGAGAUUUUUAGUGCGUUGGUAUUGUUGAAAGAAGUCAGAAAGAGGCUUUCCGAGUUGAAUGGGAUUAGGUUCCUCAUUGAAUCGGCUAAGUGUGGUAGGAUGAAAUCCAGGGAGAGAGCUUGUCAGGCCAUUGGAUUGCUUGGUCGCUCGAGGCGUGCUCGGUGUAUACUUGUCGAUCUAGGAGCAAUUCCUGUAGUCAUUGAGUUGUUUAGGGAUGGGAAUGGUAAAACGAAAGUUACUGCUGGCAAUUCUCUUGGCAUCAUAUCAUCACACAUUAAUUUCAUUAGGAAGGCAGCUGAGGCUGGGGCGAUACCACUGUAUGCUGACCUGAUUCAGGGACCUGACCCUAUUGGUAAAGAGAUUGCAGAGGAUGCAUUAUGCAUAUUAGCCAUUGCCGAGGAGAAUGCGGUCGCCAUUGCUGAUCAGUUGGCCAGGAUCUUGAGAGAAGGUGACGACGAAUCGAAGGUUGCUGCCUCUUAUGUCUUCUGCAAUCUCGGCACUUAUGAACCCUCUGCUUCGAUUGUUAGAAACUCUGGUGCAAUUUCUAUUCUGGUUGGCCUUUUAAGACAUGGAAAUCUGGAUGUUAAAGGGAGUGCCUCCGGGGUGAUUUGUCAGCUUAGUUAUGAUCGGGCCAAUCGAGAAGCACUGCUCGAGGCUGGUGCGGUUCCAAUUCUCAUUGGGUUGCUGGGAGAUCAUUCGGAGGACGUGAACCUGAGAGAUAAUGUUGCAGAGGCACUUGUAAACUUUUCUCAAGAUAUGGAGCAAGGUGACUUGGUAGCUGAGGUGGUUAAUGGUCCUUCAUUCGAGAAUGCACAUACUAGAGUUGGAAGACUCCGGUCCUCUGAUGAGCAAACGGUUAGCUCUUUGAGACAUCUUAGUGUUGAGCAGCUCAGUUAUAACCCUGAACUUGUAUAG
Linum tenue is the source of this 1416-nucleotide messenger RNA. Lineage: Eukaryota; Viridiplantae; Streptophyta; Magnoliopsida; Malpighiales; Linaceae. The record is from the annotation of a GenBank genome assembly.